Molecule: messenger RNA, 5150 nt
Organism: Paraphaeosphaeria sporulosa
Lineage: Eukaryota; Fungi; Ascomycota; Dothideomycetes; Pleosporales; Didymosphaeriaceae
Exons: 2
Coding region: 233-5023 (1596 amino acids)
Biological process (GO): telomere maintenance
Cellular component (GO): chromosome, telomeric region
Molecular function (GO): DNA binding
Source: RefSeq, a predicted model, not a curated record
UGUGCAAGCGAAAUAGAGAAACGUCUUGAUAUGCAUGGGACGGUGCAUUCGCCGCAGUGCUGCUUUCCGAAGCAGGUUAGACGACUAAGCGUGAUCGACACAGGGAAGUUCACACGACCACACCUCAGCGAGUGAGGGCAAUCACGACCCAUCCGCUCGAGACACGAUGCGCACGCCAAUGCUAUCGCCAUAGCCUCCUCGCCACCAGGUGAACACCACAGCCACCACACCCAUGGACGCCAUACCCAUCGCCGAGCUCACGCCAGAGCUCCCGGGCCUCGCAACCCAGCACAUCCGCGGCGUCGUAACCCUCAUAUGGCCGUACUCGUCUUCGGCGCGCAGCUUCGCGCUGCUCCUCGGCGACCCUGACUUCCGCCGGCGCCGCAAGAAUGGGCAGGUCCGCGUGCGCUUCUCGGGCUCGGGCGCGCGCGCGAUCGCCAGCACGGGCGUGGGCAUUGGUGAUGAGAUCGUGCUGGGGCUGCGCGGCGUGGGGUUUGUGCGGGACAGCCAUGUCAGCACGCCCGGGAAGAGUAUCGAGUGGGAGCUGGAGUAUGGGCAGACGCUAGGCGCGACGGUUGUACGAGGGGGAGAGGAAUUGGCGGUACUAGAGCUCGACGAUGUCACGCCUACGCCUGCACCUGCGUCGCCCGUGAGGGCAACGCCGCGUAUGGAGAGGGGAGCCGCCGGCCAGUGGAAUUCGCCGGCGUAUCUCAAGCGCUUGAGAUUGUCGAAUGGGCCGGUGCUUGCGCCGUUCGACCCGUUUGCGGACGACAUCGAGGAUGCGCACGCGAAGAAGCGGCGGAGGAGGUCGUAUAGGGACUGGAAUGCGUGGACGUACCUGGCGCGCACACCGUCGCCGGAGAAGGAAGAUACAGAUGUGGAUAUGGACCGAGAGGGUCAUCGGGACGGGUCGCCGAUCCGUCCGGUGUUGCCUGCGACUCCUGUCUCCCCAUCGAAAGCUCCGGCAGAUGCUCAUAUGGGCGAAGAACUGGACCGAGGACAUGUAUCUCCGCAAGGUGGCGCACAUAAUCUCAUCGGGAUUGCUCACAGUGAGGUCGAGGACCAAUCAUCUGAAUCCAACCAAUUGGCGAACGAGGAAGCAAACGAGGACCUCGUAAUUGAUGCUGAGUACUACGACUCGUAUGCCGCGCCCGAUGAACAACAUGCUGGACAAGCUCAAGUCGUUGAGUUGAGCGACACCGUGUCGGAUACGGAGGAGGAUGAAGAGGGAGUCGAUGCUGAGGUCCAAGAGAUUCUUUCAAGUGACGGCGAGCUCGCCGAGAGAGACGACUUCAAUGUUCAUGAGGCAAUUGAGGAAGAAGACGCUACAGCGUCUGCACCAACAGACAUGUUUCGAUUUGUGGAGUCGCAUAUCACCACUGAGAUGCAGCCGAAGGAGCAGGACAUUCCAACGGAAGAAACAUCUGACCCGCGCGUGCAAGACGAUCCGCAGACGUGUGGCGAUCUAACACCGCUGGAUAGUACCUCAAAAAAUGCACCUCAGCUCGUCAUGCCGCCUCCACCAACACUGUCUCUUCUCCAAACAGACUUCCACACCCCUUACGUCCCGGGUAUGUUGACUCCUAUCGGCAAGGAGCCUUCCAGUCCGAAUCUGCAACCUCUAGACUCCUCCACGCUUCCCAUGCCGUCUCCGUUCCCUGGUGGACGCGAAGGCAACAUAUCCUCCUACCUGGACUACGUCAGCACUCCGCGGCAGUCGCGGCCUCAAAGUAUUGCAGGCGAUGUCAGACAGGAAGUGCCUGAUGAUGAAGCUGAUUACAUCCUGGAGACGAGCUUUUAUAGUUCCGUAAGCUCUGCUCGUGCCCCGGCUUUCCAGCCAACGCAUGAGUCUGCGUUCACUGAUGUGCGGUUCACGUUUGGGAUGGAUGGUGCUGCUUUCUCCCGACCGCAGACGGCUUCGGGGGCGAACAAAGCCGAAGACCAGCCCGCUGGGGCGGUCGAGGGCUUCGUUGGAGCUCGAGAAAACUCGCCAAUCCGUGCCAAUGAUCUGGCAGAUCCAAAUGGCGACACCGGAGAGGAUCACGGGCCAUUUGAUGAUUUUCUUGCGAGCUCUCCGGUAGAAUCACACGCGGCGCACCGGGUUGAGCCAACAGAGACGUCGGUUCUGCCCUCUAGCCCCAAGGCUGGUAACGUCGCUCCCGCUGAACAACCGGAUGAACAGUUGAAGGAACAGUCUGGAGAACGACUGGACGAGAAGCCUGACGUACAGCCUGAUGGACAGCCGGAAGAACAGUUAGACGAACAGCCAGACGUCGAAAUGGCUGAAGAAGCGCCUGAGGCCCACGACGAAAGCAGCCUUGAUGAAGUCACCGGCGAUGAUUUACCCAUAGAUGGUGAGCGGGAUAACCAGCUAGACGUCUCAAUGGCUGAGUUUCCACACAAGAGUGACAACGGAGACCAUGUCGAGAUCCAUGGAUCAGCUACACUCAACACCCAGGUCGCUCGAGCAGAGCUCGAUGACCAGACAGGCACUACUGAGGCUGGAACCGAGAAUGCCGCCAAGAACGCGGAUUCUCUGAGCUCUUACACAGAUACCGGGCGUGACUCAGAACUACAACAGUCUGCUCCCAUUUCGAGAGUCGAAGUCGUCGAUCUUGGACCCUCUUCGGAUGUGAGCGGUAGUGAUGAGAACGAGAUAUCAGAUCAGGAGUGGAAAUUUCCCAUAUCCGUUGAUGUUGCUCAAGAUGAAAACGACGAAGAGCACGCGCCUGGGGACCAGUCGGAGCGGGAUCGCAGCGAAAACGAUGCGCAAGAAGCGUUGGAGUAUCCACCAUCGUCGCAGUCUGCUAAGAACGAUAUCACAAUUGACAAAGAGGAUACCGGGUCGGAGCAUGUCAAGGCGGAACCUACAGAGGAAAUUGACAUCAGCAAUGCAGUAAGCCCAGGCGCAGGAAUUGAGGACCCAUCUACAUCCUAUCUUCAUUUGGGCCAUGAGGAUACCAAAAUAGAAUCAGUCGAAGAAGUGUUCGACGAUACCAUUCAACAGAGAGACAUUCAAGAUGAGAAUGAAUCUACGAUCGGCGAUGAUGCCCAGCUCCUCAUAGCUGUUCCGGCAGAGGGCCAUAAAGUAGGUGAACUCGAAUUUGUGGCAGUCCCUGAUGCUGCGCCGGCCAGAAGCACCCGGUCCAAAACAAAGUUGUCCACGUCCCCUGAGAAGGAAGCUCAUGUGCCCGCACGAAGUACUCGAUUUCGAAAAAGAGGAUCGUUGGCACCUCUUUCUCAAUUAUCCCAAAGAACAAUAUCACCACCGGCGACUCGGUCGACAGGGACAGUCACACCCACGCCUACACAAGAAAGCUUCUCAGCAUCCCCUUACAGCCUGCGAUCCCAGUCCAAACAUCUUUCUCCGACAAAGUCCUCCUUGGCAAGUACCAAGAAGAUACGUUCCCGUAAACGCUCAACGCAAACGGGGUCGAGCGCGGAGCCUUCGCCACAGCAAGCCUCCUUCACCCAACAGUCGUCGACCACAGACUUUGACUUCCCCUGGACAAACUUUGGGCCGUCUCAGGAACUGGGCAAUUCUCAGGGCAAGUUCUCGAACGUGCCCUGUGUGAAGGACUCCGAAGAAGGCAGCGUACACUCUGAACAAUCCCUUUCCACUGUGCAGUACUCUGAUGACUGGAACAUGGACAUAAAAUUCAGCGAUCCGCCAGUCCCAGAUACGCAAGUGAAAGAGCUCAGCUCGACGCCAAGGAAAACUCGCACCACAAGUCGGCAACCUACUUCGCCCGUAACACCAGUGCAAAAAGCGGGCACGCAAGUCGCCAGGACAACGAGAAGUGCUUCGAAACAGUCAGUGUCGUCAGUCGCUACUCAACUGCCUCUGAGCAGCCCGAUCAGGUCAGCUCGUUCGGUUGUUUCGCUUGGAAUCGUGACGAGUAGUCCCCGCAGGUCGCGUCGUGUAAACAAGGAUUCGGCCGAUCUUCUUGUAGAGAGCGAUACUGAUACUGAUAUGGAGAGGUCACCUCCAGCACCUUCUCAACUCGAAGAGAGCGAUCUCACUGGCGAAGCAGGUACUUAUGCGCCCAGCUCACCGCCAGCUGACAAUGCCCGGACCGCCACCGCAAACCAGCAUUCUCUUCUCAUGACCCCAGAAGAUACACAGCACGCGCUCGUCGAGGUACAGCCUAGUUUGUUGAGAUAUCAAGAGCAAAGCCUCCCAAUGACACCACAGCUAACACAAUCCGUUGCUGCCACGCGCCACUCUCUGGAAGCCAGCUCUUUCGAAGCAGAAGAAUCUACCCUUAUACAACCUCCGUCAAUCUUCCCAACGACGCCUCGCCGCAACGCAACAGCUACCGACGUAGCCUCACCAUCGGCUUCACCCAGACCCAGCGUGCGCUCUGCUUCCGAGGAAGAAGCCGACGUCGCCGAGGUCGAAAAACCCUCCAUCGGUCUGUCCACCCCAGUAGCCUAUUACACCCCCCUCAAAGACCUCCCCUACUUCAUCAACCGCUCUUCAUCUUUCCACUCCGCCGGCUCUCCCGACGUCCUCGCGCUCGUCACGACCGCCUCCACACCGCCUACCCGCGCAGUCAAAGGGCCCAAGCACCACACAACCACCCUGCACAUCACAGACCUCUCCCUAUAUCCCUCCCAAACCACAGUCCAGAUAUUUCGCGUCUACGCCGACGCACUCCCUGUCGCGGAAGCCGGCGACGUCGUCCUUCUGCGCGCCUUCAGCGUCAAGAGUCUGAAUCGGCAUCCGUGUCUCGUCAGCGGAGAUGAGAGCGCGUGGUGUGUUUGGCGCUAUGGCAAGCCGCUGUGGGGGAAGAAGCGCGGCGCUUUUAGUGAAGUGCGGAGUCGCGAGGAGGUUAAGGGACCUGCUGUUGAGCGGGGGGAAGGCGAGUGGGGAGAGGUCGAGAAGGUGAGGGCGUGGUGGGUAAAUGUUGUGAAGCAGGAGGUCGAGGAGAAGGCGAGGGUUACGAGGAGUAGGGAUAAGGGCGGUGAGGGGUUACAGUCGCAGUCGCAGUCGCAUUCGCAGUCUCAGGGGUUGGAGUAGGAGGGGCGACGCAGGCUCACGGUCAGGAUGGGGUUGGGUACGAUCUGAGGGAUCUAAGGGAGCAGUAAGUGGAUCGCACCUGUAGGGGCCGACAAAGCAGUGCUGAGCAUCCCCAUGGAAAUGGAAG